This is a messenger RNA of Liolophura sinensis, 1298 nucleotides long. Its product is annotated as doublesex- and mab-3-related transcription factor A2-like. The transcript has 2 exons. Gene Ontology annotation, molecular function: RNA polymerase II cis-regulatory region sequence-specific DNA binding; protein binding; DNA-binding transcription factor activity, RNA polymerase II-specific. Lineage: Eukaryota; Metazoa; Mollusca; Polyplacophora; Chitonida; Chitonidae. The record is from RefSeq and is a predicted model, not a curated record. Gene Ontology annotation, biological process: sex differentiation; regulation of transcription by RNA polymerase II. The coding region runs from base 132 to 1298 and encodes 388 amino acids. Gene Ontology annotation, cellular component: nucleus.
AAAACAUCCAAGUAAAGACUUCACUUGAAUUUCAUCCGAAGUUUGAAAAGAAAAUCAGAGGAAAAAAACGUUUUUGUAAAAUUUAAUUUGGUGGGGAUUUUAUUGUCUUUAAACCUUAACUUGAACACAAAAUGAGUGGUGACGCUGUAGAAGAAAAACGUGUGCAGCCCGAUGUGUCUCGGGGACUUCCUCAUCCCCCACCCCUGUUCCUGCGGGCGAGCGAUCGCUACCCACGGACCCCUAAAUGUGCUCGUUGUAGGAACCACGGUGUUGUCUCCGCACUCAAGGGUCACAAAAGGUACUGUCGGUGGCGAGACUGUGUUUGUGCAAAAUGUACACUGAUCGCCGAAAGACAGCGAGUGAUGGCUGCACAGGUAGCCCUCAGACGACAACAGGCACAGGAAGAAAACGAAGCACGUGAACUGGGACUUCUCUACGGACCGAACGGUUUACUACAACUUAAUGCCGAAAGUCUAACGAGCAUCUACCCAGCCAACAGACCCUUUGAAUCAGCUGACUCCGCUAAAGACCGUAACGAUUUACCUGAAAGUUCCAGUCCUGAGCCCAAGAGACGCCGAUGUGAUUCGGAACAAGCAGAGAGUCACCUAUCUGGAUCUCCGAACCGAGAGUCCCCUCCUCCGUCCUCCGGAACCCCGUCGGAUAAGCCUUCGUCCCCGAGAAACUCUCCGUCACCCAUCAACCUGCAGAAAGUCUCGCCACGUCCUGUUAGUCCCCUUAGUGAGACGUCCAGUAUCACGGACGCGGCCGAGAGACGCUCCCCCGGGCUGCCUCUAGGGUUGGGCAGGCGUGCCCCGGUGGAGACACUGUGUCGGGUGUUUCCGCACAUGAAGCGAACGACCCUCCAGCUGAUCCUACAGGGCUGCAACGGGGACACGGUUCAGGCGAUAGAGCAAGUCCUCAACAACCACAGUGAGCCGAGCAGCGGAGCCCUCGUCCCUAGCUCAGCUACCCCUACGGCCGCCCAGUCCUACAUCAGCCCAGCCCUAUCUACCCCAGGUUUCAAGUCCGCGUUUUCUCCUAUCACCUCGCUCGGCAGUGUGCCCAGCUUGAGCUCUGUGCGCUACACAUACGGUGCCCUGGGCCGCGGCAUGGCUCUUGCGAUGCCCUACCCUCCGGGUAUGAUUCCGGGACUGACCAUGGGGUCCAGCCCCUACGGUUACACUGGUCUCACCACACCAGGAAAGGGUUUCCACUAUGCCAUGUGCCCUUGCUGUAACGGAAACAAACCCUACUCCACCACACCCGGAGACAAACCCACAGGAUGUCUUAGCGAUUAG